Molecule: messenger RNA, 186 nt
Organism: Plasmodium gonderi
Lineage: Eukaryota; Apicomplexa; Aconoidasida; Haemosporida; Plasmodiidae
Exons: 3
Coding region: 1-186 (61 amino acids)
Source: RefSeq, a predicted model, not a curated record
AUGAAAGAACUUUUAAAUGAAUAUGUAGAUGACAAAACUGAGGUGACAAAAUGUGAAAGUCAAUAUAGUAUGCUAUUGGAAUGUCUGAACACAUAUGACAGAAAAUGGGCAAAAUGCCAAGAUGAACUGAAGAAAUUUCGCACGUGUUACAGUGAGGAGAAUAGAAAAAAGAGGCAGCUCAAGUAG